Molecule: messenger RNA, 633 nt
Organism: Coccinella septempunctata (seven-spotted ladybird)
Lineage: Eukaryota; Metazoa; Arthropoda; Insecta; Coleoptera; Coccinellidae
Exons: 2
Coding region: 110-586 (158 amino acids)
Source: RefSeq, a predicted model, not a curated record
GGAAACAACUAUGGCCUGACAAUAUUUGUCGAAUGGCUUACAGUCCAUUUUUCUCCGAGGGUUUUUCCUUUUUUUUUGUUAGUUCUAAAUUGUUCUAAAUUGAACAAUUAUGUCCAAUCAACAAAUAGCCGGUUCCAAGGAGAAGAUCAAUUCUCAAUCCAAGGAAGAGCUGAAGACUGAGGAGCAUCAAGUGCCUAAACUGAAAGACACCCCUCUAACAGAAGCAGCCCCUAAGACUGAAGGUCCUAAAGCAAUGUGGUGGAAGAAGAAGCCUCCAUCGCCAAAAUUGCCUUGCGAGAUCCUCACGCCAAAUGACAGCAGAGAUCCCAGUUAUACAGAUUUGACUUUACCGUACAGGGUAAUAUGUCGACAGCGCUACCAGAGAUGUGCAAAAAAAUAUCGCAAGCAAUUCAUAACCGAAAUCAAACGUCAAGAAGCAAUGCAAUUCAGAGCUCUAGAUGGUAUCAGAAUAAGGAGGGAAUUUUGUGAUCCCUUGAUAGAACCACUGCCUCCUAAGGACAGAAUUAAGCUGACGCCUAAACAACAAUACAGACUGGAUGAAUUGCUAAAAACGAAUAUUAAAUGAAAUUCAAAUAUAUUAUGAAGCAUAAAUAGAAGUAUGGAACUCACAAA